AUGGCUCGUUCUUUCUUUCGCAAAUUACUUACAUACUUGUCAUCUGAUGAUGAGCUAGAUGCUGUUAUUAAUGCCGAGGCUGAUGGAGAGUCAUCGAGACAUCAUGGCAAUCGCCAACGUCAGAGAUCUUUUAUUUUCAUGGAACUUGCUCAAGGGCGUGCUCCACCAGUCAAUUACACAAUCAAUGGCAACGACUACACUAUGGGGUACUACCUUGCCGAUGGUAUUUAUCCUAAGUGGCCAACGUUUGUGAAGACGAUUCCAUCACCCCAAGGGAAUAAGAAGAAAAACUUUGCCAGAGCACAAGAAUCUGCAAGAAAAGAUGUUGAGCGCGCCUUCGGAGUACUUCAACAACGAUUUGCAAUCGUUUGUGGACCUUCUCGAUUAUUCAAAGUCAAUGACCUAACAAAUAUAAUGAAAACAUGUGUUAUUCUACAUAACAUGAUCAUUGAGGACGAGCGUGAUGAUAGUCAAGGUCUGAACAUGGAGUACGAUCAACUUGAUGAUGAUAUUCCAGAAUUGUCGCGCAAUCCAACAAAUGAGUUUAUGAACUUCAUUCAGCGCCAUCAUGAAAUUAGGGAUAGCUCGGCACAUCAUCUUCUACAAGCAGAUUUAAUUGAACAUCACUGGCAAUUCCAUUCCCAACAAUAG
Messenger RNA from Juglans regia (Persian walnut), 651 nucleotides. RefSeq lists its product as uncharacterized. The coding region runs from base 1 to 651 and encodes 216 amino acids. Lineage: Eukaryota; Viridiplantae; Streptophyta; Magnoliopsida; Fagales; Juglandaceae. The transcript is spliced from 2 exons. The record is from RefSeq and is a predicted model, not a curated record.